This is a messenger RNA of Plasmodium falciparum 3D7, 3048 nucleotides long. RefSeq names its product putative peptidase. The record is from RefSeq and is a predicted model, not a curated record. Lineage: Eukaryota; Apicomplexa; Aconoidasida; Haemosporida; Plasmodiidae. Gene Ontology annotation, biological process: retrograde transport, endosome to Golgi. Gene Ontology annotation, cellular component: cytosol.
AUGGAUGUACAAAAAAAAAAAUGCAAAACGUAUUAUUUGAUAGCUAUACUGAUAUGGUUUAUAUUAAUAUCAGUAGUAUUAUCCAGGGGUGAAAUAAUAAACAAACAUGUUAAAAAAAAGGAAGGGAAUUAUAAAAAUUAUGAGGACCUCGACUCGGAUAUAAAUAAAAAAAAUAAUUAUUAUGAUGACAAACAUAAAAAUAAGAGGCUUCUAAGUGAUACUAAUAUAAAUAAUGAUAAUAAUAUAAAUAAUAAUAAUAAUAUAAAUAAUGAUAAUAAUAUAAAUAAUGAUAAUAAUAUAAAUAAUGAUAAUAAUAUAAAUAAUGAUAAUAAUAUAAAUAAUGAUAAUAAUAUAAAUAAUGAUAAUAAUAUAAAUAAUGAUAAUAAUAUAAAUAAUGAUAAUAAUAUAAAUAAUGAUAAUAUAAAUAACAAUAAUAAUAAUAAUUCUCUUUAUAAUAAUAAUUCUUUUUAUAAUAAUAAUUCCUUUUAUAAUAAUAAUUCUCUUUAUAAUAAUAAUUAUCUUUAUAAUAAUUACACGCACCCCAAACAACAAGAUGGUCAUAAGAACCAUCCGGAAGAAAAUAAAAAUUACACAUAUGAUGAUAAAACAAAAUUUACAAAGUUUAAUAAACACAAAAAUGAAGAAUUAUUCACCCCCAAUCCCCCUCUUAAUUAUGAAAAGCAAACAUUAUCAAACCAUCAAAACAUUAAUUUUGAUUCUACUGUGGAGGAGGGGAAUAAGGACCUGAACAAUUCAGGAAAUAUUAUAAGUCAAGAAUUGGAAAAAAAAUUAUCAACAGAUAAUCAUAAGGAAGAAGGAGAAAGGAAGAAAGAAGAAACUAAUAAGAAGCAUGAUAUAGAUACAAAUAAUAUGGAUGAUAAUGAAGAAAAAAAUAUUUAUGAAUAUUUUAAUAAAAAAACAAAAGACAAUUUCGAUGGACUUAUAUUAAAUAUAUAUUUUACACCUAAUAAUAAUUUAUAUACAAAAGUAAAAGUAGGUGACCAAGUUUUAAAGUUAUCAUUAAAUAGUAGAUUAGAAGGCGUUUAUGUGUUUAUGAAAGAUUCUCCUGCAUGUUAUUUAGAAGAUGAUGAUAAGAGAACUUGUUAUAAUCCUCUUAUGUCAAGAAAUUCUACAUGGUGUAACAAUGAUUUAAUGUGUCUCCCCGCUAUUCUAACCAAACCAUAUGAAUGUUAUGAGGAUAGUUCUUUGAAUUUAGAAAACAAGGUUCAAUAUCCUAAUGUGUAUUAUGAUUCUCUAAAAUUUAACGAGACUCAUAUUGAAGGGUCAGAUGAUUUAGAGUUCAUAGACCUAGUGGGUGUUCAGACAAAAUAUAUUAGAAAUAAAAAGAAGAAAAUGGAUGUUAAUAAAAUGAUGAGUAAUGAAAAUAAAAGUAUGGAUCCUAAACAUGUGGAAAAUAAUUUACAGAAUAAUAAUAUUUUAAAAAGAGAUAAUAUUAUCAUAAAACCAAGAGUUAAAUUAUCAGAAAAUUCAAAUCUUCUUUUCCAAGGUGUAGAUAUAAAACUUGUAGUAGAUAUGACUUUUUAUAAUGACUGGAAUUUAUUUAAAGAUACGGAUGGUAUGUUUGGUUUGGCUGGGAAAGAAUUGAGCUGUAGAAAUAUAAGUGCAUGGAAUAAUAUUUUAGAAAACAAUAAUUCUAUAUUUGCUUUAGAUAUAAAUUUGCCAAAUGAUGCUAUAAAAACAUACCCCACCCCACCUGUUAAUAGUGUAGGUACAUUAUAUUAUGAAUAUGAUUUAAAAAAAAAUGGAGAUAAUAAAAAAUCGAGUGAUCAAAAUAUAAAUAAUGUAAAGGAUAAUAUGAUAGAUAACAAAAAUGUUGAUGUGGGGGUUCAAAAUAUAAACGAAUUUGAGACAUCUAGUUCUGUUAUACAUAUAGGUAAUUAUAGUAAAGAAUAUGGAAACAUUAUUUGGUCAGAACCACGAGAAAGAGGAGGUAUAUUUUCAGAUUCUUUUAUUCAAUUUACUAUAUAUAACCUAGAAGUAUGUAAUAAAAAUAUAUUUGGUAAAUAUAGUAGUAACUGGCAAGCCAUAAUUGAUUUGAGUAGCCAAUGUUUAGUACUCCCAAAAAUGUUUUGGUUAAGUCUUAUGGAGUACCUCCCAGUAAAUAAGGAUGACGAUAGAUGUAUAAGAAAAAAUAUGAACCCUAAUAAUAACAACAACAACAACAAAAACAAUGACAAUAAUAAUAACAACAACAAAAACAAUGACAAUAAUAAUAACAACAACAAAAACAAUGACAAUAAUAAUAACAACAACAAAAACAAUGACAAUAAUAAUAACAACAACAAAAACAAUGACAAUAAUAAUAACAACAACAAAAACAAUGACAAUAAUAAUAACAACAACAAAAACAAUGACAAUAAUAAUGGUGAUAAUGUAGAUUAUGAAGAAAAUAGCUUACCCAGAAUGUGUUCUGUUGAUCAUAGGAAUAGACCCUUACCAACAUUAAAAUUUUUCCUAUCGGACAAUGACAUAGUCAGUGAUAAUAACAUUUAUAGUUCUCCUGAAUCGGAAAAUAAAGGGAAGAAUGAAAAGAAAAAUGAGAAACAAGCUAUUUAUAUACCAUUAGAUAAUUUAAUUAUAAACGAUAAAAAGAAUAAUCAAAAUUAUCUAUGUGUUAUACCUGAUGUACAUGAUGGUAGGUCAACCGAGAAUAGCGCUAGAACAACAAAACCAUUAAUUAAAUUUGGUACUUAUGUUUUAAAUAAUUUUUAUGUAGUUGUUGAUCAAGAAAAUUAUAAAGUAGGUUUUGCAAAUAAAAAAAGCUUUCAUACAUCAAAUGAAAAAUGUACACAAAGAACUCAAUGUAUAGGUGAUCAAUAUUAUGAACCAGCCCUUAAUAUCUGUGUAGAUCCUGAUUGUUCUAUAUGGUAUUUUUAUACAUUGAAUGAUCAAACCAAAAAAUGUGAAUCCUUAUCAUCAAGAUUUUAUGUCUUUAUAAUAAUCAUUUUGACAUUAUUAAUACUGGACAUACAAUCGUAUUACUUCUAUAGAAAAUCAGUGCAUGUCGCAAAAACAUCUUCUCGAUAG